AUGGGCACAGGUAGAACUUAUUGUAUAUACAAAGGUGCAGUACAAGACAUGGUGCUCUGUGUGAUUCUCCUGCUGUUUGGCAAUUUUUCUCCUGCUUGUGGUAAAGACGAUCGUGAUCUAGAAAAUGUUUUACAGUUUGUGUUGCAGGAAGUACAGUUGCUACGUUCUAGGAUGUCAGCGUUAGAAAACGUAAUUGAAAAUCAGAACGAGAUCAUUCGAGACCAAAACAUGAGACUUAUUCAACUUGAAAAGCUAAGUGCACCGAAACACUCCGAUGGUCAUGCUGUUGAAAAAACAAAUUUGAUAACGAUAACUGAUAACACUAAACGUACCCAGCUUUUUAAUCCAAAGGGAUCAAAUCAAACAGGCAUUGAAUUUUAUAGAAGGCACGUUCAUUUACCUUGUAGAAGGAAAGGAAACCAAAGGAUCAGGCGGGAUACAACAAGAAUCCUAGCAGUACAACCCAUUGCGUUUCAUGCUCACAUGAGUAGCCAUUUGAAUAACCCUGGCGGGCAUCAUACUCUGAUUUUUGAUACGGUCAAAACUAAUGAAGGCAAUGGUUACCAUCCUCGUAUCGGAGUGUUCAUUGUCCCUAGGUCUGGUACUUAUUUCUUCACCUGGACAAUGUCUCUCUAUAACUCAGCCUCCCAUUCUACAGAGUUGGUCGUUAACACGGUUCCUAAUGGAGCAAUUUACGUUGCUACGAUUGCAGGUCAGCGUGAUAGUGCUACUGGAAAUGUUAUCCUAAAUGUGAACGAGGGAGACGAAAUCUUCAUCCGCACAAGGGACACUGAUAAUUAUGGACAAAUUUUGAGUGAUGAUUUCAGCAGAACGGAUUUUUCUGGAUUUUUGAUCGAAUAG
Molecule: messenger RNA, 861 nt
Organism: Saccostrea echinata
Lineage: Eukaryota; Metazoa; Mollusca; Bivalvia; Ostreida; Ostreidae
Product: complement C1q and tumor necrosis factor-related protein 9B-like
Exons: 2
Coding region: 1-861 (286 amino acids)
Molecular function (GO): protein binding
Source: RefSeq, a predicted model, not a curated record